Molecule: messenger RNA, 2362 nt
Organism: Orcinus orca (killer whale)
Lineage: Eukaryota; Metazoa; Chordata; Mammalia; Artiodactyla; Delphinidae
Product: transcription factor AP-2 gamma-like
Exons: 2
Coding region: 1-1362 (453 amino acids)
Biological process (GO): regulation of cell population proliferation; regulation of transcription by RNA polymerase II; anatomical structure development
Cellular component (GO): nucleus
Molecular function (GO): RNA polymerase II transcription regulatory region sequence-specific DNA binding; DNA-binding transcription factor activity, RNA polymerase II-specific
Source: RefSeq, a predicted model, not a curated record
AUGCACUGGGGGCGGGGAAACGGCGCACUUCCUGCGCGGCGCGCAUUAUUCGCGCCCACCGCUUCCCCACUUUGGGCCGACGACGCCAGCAUGUGCGGGCUCGAUUUGGAGCCGCAGAAUACCUCGGGCGUCAGACCUUCGCCGCGGGGCCCGGAGGGCACGUUCCUCCAGGAUCGCCACGACGCGAGCAGCAAUGGGAACCCGCGCCUGCCUCACCUCUCCUCCGCCGGGCAGCAUCUCUACAGCCCCGCGCCGCCCCUCUCCCAUGCUGGAGUCGCCGAAUACCAGCCACCACCCUACUUUCCGCCUCCCUACCAGCAGCUGGCUUACUCGCAGGCAGCCGACCCCUACUCGCAUCUGGGAGAAGCGUACGCCGCCGCCAUCAACCCCCUGCACCAGCCGGCGCCCACCGGCAGCCAGCAGCAGGCCUGGCCGGGCCGCCAGAGCCAGGAGGGGGCUGGGCUGCCCUCGCACCACGCGCGCCCGGCCGGCUUGUUGCCCCACCUCCCCAGGCUGGACGGCGGCGCCGUGAGCGCCCGCAGGGACGCCUACCGCUGCUCGGACCUGCUGCUGCCCCACUCGCACGCUCUGGACGCCGCGGGCCUGGCCGAGAACCUGGGGCUCCACGACAUGGCGCACCAGAUGGAGGAGGUGCAGAAUGUCGACGACCAGCACCUACUUCUGCAUGAUCAGGCGGUUAUUCGCAAAGGUCCUAUUUCAAUGACGAAGAACCCCUUGAGUCUCCCUUGUCAGAAGGAGCUGGUGGAGGCUGUGAUGAAUCCCAGCGAGGUCUUCUGCUCGGUCCCUGGAAGAUUGUCCCUCCUCAGCUCUACAUCUAAAUACAAAGUGACAGUUGCCGAAGUCCAGAGGCGACUGUCCCCGCCUGAGUGCUUAAAUGCUUCGUUACUGGGAGGUGUCCUCAGAAGAGCCAAAUCUAAAAAUGGUGGCCGAUCCUUGCGGGAGAAGUUGGACAAGAUUGGGUUGAAUCUUCCAGCGGGGAGACGGAAAGCUGCCCACGUCACCCUCCUGACAUCUUUAGUAGAAGGUGAGGCUGUUCAUUUGGCUCGGGACUUUGCCUAUGUCUGUGAAGCAGAAUUUCCUAGUAAAUCCGUGGCCGAGUAUUUAACCAGACCUCAUCUCGGAGGACGCAAUGAGAUGGCAACUAGGAAGAAUAUGCUGCUGGCUGCAUACCUGAUUACCCACGGGUUUGGCAGCCAGGCCAUCUGUGCUGCUGUGUCUACCAUGCAGAACUACAUAAAAGAAGCCCUGAUGGUCAUAGACAAAUCCUACGUGAACCCCGGAGACCAGAGUCCAGCCGAUUCUAGCAAAACCCUGGAAAAGAUGGAGAAGCACAGGAAGUAAAACAGGGGUGAACAAAGGGCCGAAGAGUCUGGAAGGAAAAGGACUUCAAAACCUGGUCUCGACCAGGACAAACUGGGAACCCCGCUUGCCUGGGGGACAGCGUUUGUUAUCCACCUUCCCACGAAAAGGGCCUCCGUCGGAUUUCCCAUCUUCACGUGCCCUCCUGGAUUCCUUAGUACUUAAGGAGUGCUGAAGUGUCUCCUAAUCUCUGGACGAGCUAUCGGGAGGUGACAAGUGCUGGUUCUUUACCCAUUAAGCUGAUACUUUAGUUUUUGGAACCCCAUUCUUCCUUUCUCUGAAAGUGGUGCUACAAGUUUUGGAACCUUUUAAAUAAAUUCCCUGGGCUAACAAAAACCCACACACACAUAGCUGUUGAAAUGUCAAAUUGAUGUGAUUCAGAUCCGCUAUAACUUUCAGUGUUAAGGUAAAAGUAUUUAUGUAGCCUCUUCAGUCUCAUCCUACAUACCGCGGGAGGCAAGGAUUCUAUCCGCUUAAGAACUGGUUAAUAGGUUGGUAUUUGACACACUUUAAAUCCCUUGUUCACAGGGACCCUUCGGGUUUUACGAAACUUGUAGAAGCAAAGCCUGCUGAUGAUUUUAUGUUUUUCUUUUUAAGAAAAAAACAAAACAAAACUUUGAAAGUUAACUCUUCAAAUAGGAGGAGACUCUUUGAAAAGACAUGUUCCUUUAAGAUAUGGAAGCUUUAUUUUGCAUAUUUAUUUCACAUCUUGGUGUUUCGAGAAAACUUGAAAAGGGGUGGGCAUGAAGCAGUUUUUUUUGCUGUCUCUCAUCCCAGGUCCCAGAGGAGAAUUCUGUAUUUUGAGAAGCUGUGUUGAGUGUACAGAUUUUAUUUAUGCAUAAUUUAACGGGGUCUGUAAAUACGGGUGCACUUCUUAUCACUUUUUGAGAAAUGGGAUUCAACUUUAAUAUUAGCUUUUAAAGGUGACGGGGUAAUCUAAGACACAUCUUUAGGCUUUAUUCAUAUGUACACAGGGUAUUAA